AGACCCUUCUCUUUUAUUGUGAAGGCCUUUGCCGGAAAUGCUUAGUGUUUCCUCACUGUCGUUUCUUCCUGUUUGUGUUUCGUGCGAUAUCGUCCCACAUUGCUGUGGAAGUUUUCUGUGUUCUCUGUAGAAAGGUGACGAGACACACGGGAACUGUUGCUGGAAAAAUGUGACCGUUUUUGUUGAAAGGAUGAGCGAUUGUCGCGCGGACACCGUCGGUGGGGAUAACUGGCGGAGACGUACAAGGAGUGCGCGAGCGUGCUGCAGACAAACCACCGAAGCGGGAGUUGACGAGUCCAGCGUGCUUCGGUGUCUGAACGUGGGAAACACGGAAGAGGACCAUGACAUGGAGGAGGACACCAUCCUCCUCAAGCAGGACGGCCUGGAGCAGAAGGUCAUGGCGCCCCGCUAUAGUCUGCUGCGGGAGGUGGGAAGGGGAACGUACGGCGUGGUGUACGAAGCUCUGGCCCGGAGAUCGGGUGCUAAAGUUGCUGUAAAGAAACUGCGGUGCGACGCGCCGGAGAACGUGGAGCUCGCCCUGCAGGAGUUCUGGGCGCUAGCAAGUCUAGAAAAAAGGCAUCAAAAUGUUGUUCAUCUAGAGGAGUGCGUGCUGCAGAGGAACGGUAUGGCACAGAAAAUGAGUCAUGGAAACAAACUGUCCAAGCAGUACCUGCGCCUGGUGGAGACAUCAUUAAAAGGUGAGAGAGUGCUUGGCCCCCCAGAGGAACCUUGUUACCUGUGGUUCGUCAUGGAGUUCUGCGAAGGAGGAGACCUCAACCAGUUCAUCUUAUCUCGGCGACCCAACCCACGAACAAACAGCAGCUUCAUGCUCCAACUAACAAGUGCUGUUGCUUUCCUGCACGAAAACAAUAUUGUUCAUCGAGAUCUCAAACCUGACAACAUCCUAAUUUCAGAGAAAUCAGGGACUCCAGUUCUGAAGGUAGCAGACUUUGGCUUGAGUAAAGUUUGCGCUGGUUUAGGAAACACCAGUGAGGGAAAAGACUGUGAAGACAAGAACAAAAACGUCAACCUCAACAAGUUUUGGUUGUCGUCUGCUUGUGGCUCAGACUUCUAUAUGGCUCCUGAGGUGUGGGAGGGCCACUACACAGCCAAGGCUGACAUAUUUGCCCUGGGCAUCAUCAUCUGGGCCAUGCUGGAGAGAAUUACUUUUAUUGAUUCUGAGUCUAAGAGGGAGCUAUUGGGUACCUAUGUGCGACAGGGAGGUGACAUUAUGCCUGUUGGUGAGGCACUUCUCGAGAAUCCAAAGAUGGUACUGAGCAUCCCACAGAAACGCAGGUCAUGUAUGUCAGAUGGAGUGAAAAAGCUGCUUCAGGACAUGCUCGCUGUCAACCCUCAGGACCGACCAGAUGCUUUUGAGCUGCAAGCCAGAAUGGACCAAGUUAUGUGUACUACAUGACCCUCAGCCAUACUGUUCUACAGAUGUGUGUUGCUGUCCAAAGCUGGUGCGUCUGCCUUCAUUCAACCUGAAGACUGUGAAGAUAAAGAAGUAAAGAGCAGUUUCUCCUGUAAUGUAGAUGGUGAAAUGGGAUCAUAAUUCUUUUGCUUGUUAGAUUAAAUUCAUUUGCCAGUGCUACUGAUAAAUGAUUUGUUUCAUCUUCACGAUGGGAAUAGAUGGAAUGGAUAAAAGAGAUGCAGCAACAUUUUCAUUUCACACUUGACUUUAAAUGGCGACACUUUGGUCGCCAGCCUGGAACUCUGAUGAUAUUUAAUGAAAACACUGUGAUGUAAGAUAAAAACUGCUGCUGGAAAAUUUUCACUUGAUGCGGUGGAGCGUGUGUGUGAAUUUUUUCGUUUUGUUUUGGGGGUGUUUUUUUUUUUUUUUUCUCUCUAAAAAGUGACAGCUUUCUGAUCUUAGGACAUGAUAGAAAAGCAUGUCAGCUGCUUUUUUUUUUUUUUUCUCUGUUGGGUUUAAAUUCUAGAAUUAAGUAAUAAUAGCUGGUAAACUCUGUUAGCCUCUGUAAUAAUUCCAGAUGUUUUAAGCCUGAAUUUGUGUUGUGGUCCCAUUUGCCAUCUUUCCAAGCUGCUUGUAGGCUGUCUUGCAGGCCAAGGUGUCAGUCCAAGCUGACAAAAUUUACUAAUCAUUUAAUCUACAAUGUGCUUGUCCAUCACAAUCCACGACAAUCAGAUCUACUCAGCUGAAGGUAAAAGGGUGUAUCUUCACAUUUGGGAAGUGGGACCUAUUCAUUACACUCCACCCCCUCCUGGUCACUACUGCAUGCUUUCUUACUGCAGAUUGCACCACCUAUACAACAUUUUGGCUUCUUUUUUGAAUAUCUCUCAUUGAAGUUGAACUUUAGUGACACAUCACCGCUCCAUGUGUCAUACCUUUAAAUUCAAAUUUGCACCAGCUGCUUCACCAGCUUUGAUUUUGCAUGCAACUACAUGAUCCAGGGUAUAUGGGCCUUGAUAAUUUAGCUUCUUCAGUAUUUAAUUGUAAUUAUAGAAAAGGGAACCAUGAAUGUAAUUUUACCCAAAUAAGUUUUCCAUUAAUUUCAAAUGAGAUGGUGACUCAGCAGUUUGUUUUUUUCUGUUCUUGGAGCUUUUGGCAUGCAAAGUCACAUUUUUACUGGGAACUGCAGUUGUGCUGUUUGAGCAAAGAAGCAAAGCUGCUGAUGUCUUUCAAAUUUUAUGCAGUUUAGUUGUGCCUGGUAUCAAAUGUUUGAAUGAUUGCAUUUGUAAGCAGAGGGAGAUGUUAGUGCAAUGACCCCCAGCUCAAUAUUUUGGAUUCAGUUGGCUGCAGAGUUGCACUGAGCCAACUAAAAGUUGUCUUUGUAAUCGUGCUACCUCCUGUUUCCCCUUUUUCAUUGAGCCAUUCCUCACACAUUCUGGGUAGAUUUCAUUUUUGCUUCCACUCAUCAAUGUCUGUUCUAAUUUUCCUUGAUGGCAUGUUUAAAAAGAUUUGCAUUACAAGAACAUCACAUAGGUUUUGAAAAAUCUGCUGCUGCCUUGUUUCUCCUUUUGUUCAGUGUGUUUAAAAAUUAAAAAUAACAAAACCCUUAUUAACACUGACAGAGAUGAUUAAAUUUAUUUAGCCCCGGAUAGGUCAUGAAGCUCUUAAAACAAAUGUUAAUUUCCUGACCUUCUGUGAUGAACAUACCUCAGCUCACCUCCUUUGUUUUAUUGUUUUUUUUAAUGUUUUAUUGAUAAACUGGAGAUGAGUUAAUUUGAAGAGGGAAACUUGAAAUGACUGUUUUGUUGUUGUUGUUGUUUGUUUUUUAAAUCAAGACUUCUGAUCUAUUGUUUGAUUCAAAUGACUCUUCUUAAAAUAUUAUCCAUAUACAUUCUGCUCCCGCCUUGUGCUUUCUUUUGCUGUUCAGGUUAUGGAACUAUUACGCCUGUCUAAACUUCAGUGACUGAGUCACUUGUUUUCUAUGCAAUCCAGCCCUGGCUAAUUUGGUUGUAGCCCUUUGCUUCACAUCUCUACAAAUUGAACACUCUACAAAUCAUUGAACACAAUGAGGUCCAGAGUUUAAGUGGCUGACCCUUUGCAGCAGUCCUUCGUUCUGCCUUUGACUGCUAAAGCCAUUUGAAUAAAUGGAAAUGUUUGUGGGGUUUUUUUGUGUUUUUGUUUUUUUUAUUGCCAACUACAUAAAGGAACUGUUUUAAUAAAGGUUGGAAAUGCCUCUA
Haplochromis burtoni (Burton's mouthbrooder) is the source of this 3648-nucleotide messenger RNA. Its product is annotated as serine/threonine-protein kinase 35. Gene Ontology annotation, biological process: peptidyl-serine phosphorylation; autophagosome organization; autophagy. Gene Ontology annotation, cellular component: autophagosome; cytoplasm. The transcript is spliced from 3 exons. Bases 191 to 1417 code for a protein of 408 amino acids. The record is from RefSeq and is a predicted model, not a curated record. Gene Ontology annotation, molecular function: ATP binding; protein serine/threonine kinase activity. NCBI's taxonomy places the organism in Eukaryota, Metazoa, Chordata, Actinopteri, Cichliformes, Cichlidae.